GAACUACGUUUCCCAUGAUUCCCUGCAUUCCAGAAUGAGGGAAAUGGGGGGGUGCAUGUUUCCGGAGAGUUUUCAACCCUGGCAGCUUGUUUACAGAGGAAACUCAGGCUGAUCAGGGAAGAAGCUUUUCGUGUCGUUGCUGCAGGGAAGUUUUUAAAUUAUUUAUAGCGGGUUUGUUGUGUAAAAUGGAUCCUGAAUGCAGGAGGGCAGAAGGGCAAGAAGGAGGGAGGGAGGUGAAAGGUCACCAUGGCUCUCGCUGAUCAGGUGACAGAUGUUUCAGAGUCGGGCUGCUUGGAGACUUUUCACGCGAAAUUGCACUAAACUUCAGGGGAAAAAGGAUGACAAGCCAGGGGAAGUCGUACAGCACAGCGGAGGAGCCCGAUGAAGCCAUGUCGUUUGGAUAUUAUGAUGAUGAUGAAGAUGAUGAUGAUGAUUUUGGGGCGUUUGUGGAGGAUGGAGUGUGUGGCUGCGAUGAAGGAGUAUUGGGCUUCCAAGAUCCUUUCUGCAGCGAGGUGAAGCCUCGGAUCCUGCUGAUGGGUUUACGGCGCAGCGGCAAGUCUUCCAUCCAAAAAGUGGUCUUCCACAAGAUGUCCCCCAACGAGACUCUGUUCCUAGAGAGCACCAAUAAGAUCUGCAGAGAGGACGUUUCCAACAGCUCGUUCGUCAGCUUUCAGAUCUGGGACUUUCCCGGGCAGAUCGAUUUCUUCGACCCCACCUUCGAUUACGAGAUGAUAUUCCGGGGCACGGGGGCACUCAUUUUCGUCAUUGAUUCUCAGGAUGACUACGUGGAAGCAUUGAGCAGACUCCACCUCACUGUGACCCGAGCCUACAAAGUAAACCCGGAUAUCAACUUCGAAGUGUUUAUCCAUAAAGUGGACGGCCUGUCCGAUGAUCACAAGAUCGAGAAACAAAGAGAUAUCCUCAAACGUGCCAACGAUGACCUGGCAGACGCCGGCUUAGAGAGGAUCCACUUAAGCUUCUACCUGACCAGCAUCUACGAUCACUCCAUUUUCGAAGCGUUCAGCAAAGUGGUGCAGAAGCUCAUUCCACAGCUCCCAACUCUGGAAAAUCUACUCAACAUUUUCAUAUCUAAUUCAGGGAUCGAAAAGGCGUUUCUGUUCGACGUGGUCAGCAAGAUCUACAUUGCCACAGACAGCAGUCCAGUGGACAUGCAGACAUACGAGCUGUGCUGCGACAUGAUCGACGUCGUCAUUGAUAUUUCCUGCAUCUACGGUCUGAGUGAGGAUGUAGCCGUUUCUCCGUACGAUAAGGAAUCCAUGGCCAUCAUCCACCUCAACAACACCACGGUCAUGUAUCUUAAAGAGGUCACCAAAUUCCUGGCGCUCGUCUGUUUUCUCAGGGAAGAGAAUUUCGAGAGGAAAGGACUCAUCGACUACAACUUUCACUGUUUCAAGAAGGCCAUCGAGGAAGUGUUCGACCUGCGGCUGAAAAGCCAGAGAAGGCGCAAACUUUGGAGCCAGAGGAGGUGGAGCAAGCAGAGCGUCCCGAACGGGACCCACACUCAGCAGCACUGACUAAACACAAUGUUAGGAAUAAAACCAAGCCAGAAGAUUCAUACAAAAUAGAUUCACUAGCUAUUUUAAUUCUGGGUGUGUUUAUCAGAUUUUCUAAUAUCAGUCAUUAUUUUUAUAUUAAUAUAAUAUUAGUUUUGUCAGUGUGUGGUGGUAGUAGAUUGUUGAGGGUAAUGCAAGUCAAUGUUAAGAGAAAAGAUAAGAAUUGUGUGUGUGUGUGUGUGUGUGUGUGUGUGUGUGUGUGUGUGUGUGUAAACAGUAUAUACAUAUGCUAUAUGGACAAAAUGUUGAAACACCUGAAUCUUCCAGUCAAAUUGCAGGCACACGAUUGUAUAGGAUGUUUUGGAUGUGCUACAUUUACAUCUUCUUUUUACUUGAACUCCUAAGCACAAAGCCAGCCAAGGAGUUUGCAUGGGCUCUUAUAGCGCUCUGACAUCACUGAACACCAUUUUAUGAAUUUGUAAAAUCCAAAAUAUAGUGGACCAUCUUCCCAUAAAAGCGGAGGACAAUAUAAAAGCCGACAGGAACUAAAUGUGGAAUGAAAUCUUCAAAAAGCAAAUACGAAUCCCAUAGUCAGGUGUCUUCAAACUUUUGUCCAUGUGGCUUUAGAAACUACUCCAACUGAAUUGCCAUAUACAAACUGAUUUCAGGAGAAUUACCUACAAAAAUUAAUUUGUUGGCACGUGAGCAAAGAUUAACGAAAGCUUAUAGCUAACAGUGUACCGUCUAGCUUCAGCUGAAGCCUGGAUCAGAAAAGUAAUUUGCAUCUAAACAGUCACACAGAACAGUUAAGAUAAUUGAGCGGUAAUUAUAAAAAUUGUCAUCUUUUUUGCAGCUAAAUCACAAUAUUAUUGAUAUCAAUUUUUUCUCAGGCACAGUUGAAUGUACUUGUCAAACCAGAAAUUCUUUUUAAGGCUGCUGUGAACAAGGAAUAGAAAUAUACCAGUGCAAUAACAAUACUAAUAAUCAUUAUCAUCAAAAUAGUAAUAAUAAUAGAUGUCUUGACAGAUAGUGUAUGAUCUGAAAGUACAUUAGAUGAAGAAUCCUUGAUAUAAAGCAGCAUUUGGAAGUUUUUUCCACCAUUUUAGCAUCUGGAAAAAAAAACAAGAUCGGCUUAGCCCUGGAUAUGAGCUCAAAAGCGAUUCUAUUGCAGGAAUUGAUAGCAAACACUGCUGAUUAAUGAAGUAUUCAAUCUUUAAAAUACUCAAUGUUUGCUUUCAGUCUGGUGACAUCCUUUUGUACAGGUUUAAUGAUAUCAGUGUUAUACAAAGCUAGAAAUUUAAACAAAUCUGACACAGAAUUCAUCAGAUGUUAAGGAGAACAUGUGGCAAUGUGUUGUAUUUGGAACUAGUGUAGAGGUGACAGAAAUUUCUUGUGUUAGUUACUUGAGUCGUGUGGCUUCAAAAUGAACAAAUUUGGGCACAAAGCCUAUAUUUAUUUGUUACAAUUGGGAGAAAUCAGGGUUUGUUUUUGACAAAAUUGUAGCUUGAAGAUUGAAAAAGAAAAUACUUAAAAAGAAAUGUUUGGAAAAAGUCGAAUGUUGAAAGUACAUCGUUUUUUUUUUGUAUAAUCUCUUCUUUUCUACUACUUUUGCUCUUAACAAUAAACUUCACUCCUGUACAUAUCUGUCAUAUACAGUAUUUGUACAGUAUCUAAAAUAAAUAAAUUUAGUACACCCCUCACAUUUCAGUAAUCAUUUAAUAUGUUCUCAAGGAACAAUACUAUGUUUGCUGAAAUUUGAGGGUGUACCCACUUUUGUAAGAUACUGUACAUAUACUGUAUAUAUAUAUAUAUAUAUAUAUAUAUAUAUAUAUAUAUAUAUAUAUAUAUAUAUAAUAUCCUUUUUUUCUGUUUUCCCAUUAAAAAGUUGUAAAAUAUCCUUCAAGAAAUGUUACAGUAAAAAUUCAGUUACAAGGAAGUAGAAGUUAAAAAGUUUGUAAAUGAAUAUUUAUUUAGGAUUGUGUGAAAUUCUUGCAUUUAGUUAAAUGCUGAUAGAACUGCUUUAGUACUGAUGUCUAAUUUUCGGUUGUUGUUGUAACACUAUAUUCAAUGUUCAAAUGUGUGAUUUACAUAGUCACAUACAAAGCCUUAAUUUAAGUCGUUUGUCAGUAGUUUUUUGUUGGAAACUAAUUUGAAACGAAGUAUUUUUAAAACAAAUCUGUGUUCAGCUCUUUAUACUCUCUGUUUAUUAAGCGCUAAAUCGUAAAAAAAAAAGUUUAUUUGUACUAUUAAUAAAGAAGAUCUUUAUUAAUAAAAUGGU
Molecule: messenger RNA, 3792 nt
Organism: Silurus meridionalis
Lineage: Eukaryota; Metazoa; Chordata; Actinopteri; Siluriformes; Siluridae
Gene: rragd
Product: ras-related GTP binding D
Exons: 7
Coding region: 339-1535 (398 amino acids)
Biological process (GO): positive regulation of TOR signaling; cellular response to starvation; regulation of autophagy
Cellular component (GO): Gtr1-Gtr2 GTPase complex; nucleus; lysosome
Molecular function (GO): GTP binding; GTPase activity
Source: RefSeq, a predicted model, not a curated record